Messenger RNA from Cotesia glomerata, 516 nucleotides. It is a transcript of the gene RpL37a, whose product is annotated as 60S ribosomal protein L37. Gene Ontology annotation, cellular component: ribosome; cytosolic large ribosomal subunit. Bases 141 to 416 code for a protein of 91 amino acids. The record is from RefSeq and is a predicted model, not a curated record. NCBI's taxonomy places the organism in Eukaryota, Metazoa, Arthropoda, Insecta, Hymenoptera, Braconidae. Gene Ontology annotation, molecular function: RNA binding; structural constituent of ribosome. Gene Ontology annotation, biological process: translation. The transcript is spliced from 4 exons.
CUCAUUACCUCUUUUAAAUAUUUCCCCGCGUGUUAGUAGUUCCGGUAAAAAAAAAACGAGCGCCCUCUACCGGGGAAACUCGUCCAUUUUAAGGUCAGCAGCGAUUUAGUUCUUUUGCGGGAGAGCAUCUGCCUUUCAAGAUGACGAAAGGUACAUCAAGUUUUGGAAAGCGCCACAACAAAACCCACACUCUUUGCAGGAGAUGUGGUCGCAGCUCUUAUCACAUCCAGAAAUCUGAAUGUGCCCAGUGUGGAUACCCAGCUAAGAAAAUGAGAUCCUACAACUGGUCAGUCAAAGCUAAAAGGAGGAAGACCACUGGUACUGGCCGUAUGCGCCACUUGAAAAUCGUCCGCCGUAAGUUCAAGAACGGAUUCAGAGAGGGACUACCUAAACCGAAAGCUGCCCCUGCCAAAUAAUGAAAUAACAAUUAUUAUAACAACUUAAAUUAAGUUACGGCAGAUAAACUUGAAUAAAAAAAAAGGAAUAUCCUCUAAAUAAUAACGUAUUGUUUUUUAA